Knipowitschia caucasica is the source of this 360-nucleotide messenger RNA. Lineage: Eukaryota; Metazoa; Chordata; Actinopteri; Gobiiformes; Gobiidae. The record is from the annotation of a GenBank genome assembly.
AUGAUCCAACUGGACUCAAACCUGAAAUUAAGCAAUAAACAAAGUGAUCUUAUUUCUCUCCUCUCUCCCAGAUUCUUCAGCUCAGUCAUGUCCUGUUUGUUCCCUGCUUCAGAAACAUCAUCUCAGAAACUCGCCCUAAGAGCAUCCUUCAUAUUCCUACUGCACCUCAACCUCAUCCCGUCCGCGCGCUCUGAUUGGCCGCUGCGCCUCCUGUGGGCGGGACUAAAGACAAUAGAGCAGAGAGGAUCUGUCCCGGGGAAAGUGACCGUCACAUCAUCCGAGGCGCAGGCGACUAGUCCGGGCUUCUCCCACCUCUCCAUCCCCCUGACAUCACCCAUGUCCCGAGUCCGACCUGCGUAG